AUGUCGAACGACGGCGAGUUUACCCGCACCCAGAUCUUUGGCACCGUGUUCGAGAUCACCAACCGGUACACCGACUUGAACCCCGUGGGGAUGGGGGCGUUCGGGCUCGUGUGUCUGGCGGUGGACAAGUUGACCGGGCAGAACGUCGCUGUGAAGAAGAUCAUGAAGCCGUUUCUGACGGCAGUGCUUGCCAAGCGUACCUACCGUGAGCUCAAGUUGCUCAAGCACUUGAAGCACGAGAACUUGAUCACCCUCGAUGACAUCUUUUUGCUGCCACUUGAGGACAUCUACUUUGUCACCGAGCUCCAGGGGACCGACCUCCACCGAUUGUUGACGCUGAGACCGCUAGAGAAGCAGUUUAUCCAAUACUUUACCUACCAGAUCCUCCGGGGGCUCAAAUACGUCCACCUGGCCGGGGUCAUCCACCGCGACUUGAAGCCGUCUAAUAUCUUGAUCAACGAGAACUGUGACCUCAAAAUCUGUGACUUUGGGCUCGCCCGGAUCCAGGACCCCCAGAUGACCGGCUACGUGCUGACGCGGUACUACCGGGCUCCGGAAAUCAUGCUCACAUGGCAGAAGUACGACACUGAGGUCGACUUGUGGUCGGUGGGGUGUAUAUUAGCCGAGAUGAUUGAGGGCAAGCCGCUCUUCCCCGGUAAGGACCACGUCCACCAGUUUUCUAUCAUCACCGAGUUGCUUGGGCUGCCGCCCCCCGACGUCAUCGAGACCAUCUGUCUGGAAAACACGUUGCGGUUUGUCCAGCUGUUGCCCCACAGGGAGCCGAUCCCGUUCUCGGAGCGGUUCGCCCAGUGUACCCACGUCGAGCCCGACGCCGUCGACCUUUUGGCGAAGAUGUUGGUGUUUGACCCGAAGAAGCGGAUCCUGGCGGCGGAGGCGUUGCAGCACCCGUACAUGGAGCCGUACCACGACCCCACCGACGAGCCCGUGUGCGAGACCAAGUUCGACUGGUCGUUCAACGACGCCAACUUGCCAUUGGACUCGUGGCGGGUGAUGAUGUACUCGGAGAUCUUGGACUUCCACCAGAUCGCCGGCGUCAGCGAAGCGUCGCAACAGCAGAUGCAAGUGCAAAUGCAGAACCUACAACAAAAAGUGGAAAACUAG
Diutina rugosa is the source of this 1122-nucleotide messenger RNA. It is a transcript of the gene HOG1, whose product is annotated as mitogen-activated protein kinase. The record is from RefSeq and is a predicted model, not a curated record. Gene Ontology annotation, biological process: protein phosphorylation; osmosensory signaling pathway; stress-activated MAPK cascade. Lineage: Eukaryota; Fungi; Ascomycota; Pichiomycetes; Serinales; Debaryomycetaceae. Gene Ontology annotation, molecular function: MAP kinase activity; ATP binding. The transcript has a single exon. The coding region runs from base 1 to 1122 and encodes 373 amino acids. Gene Ontology annotation, cellular component: cytoplasm; nucleus.